AUGACCCAGGUAACUAACCAGUGCCAUAGUGGCUCUAGCAGUGGAAAUGGCCAAACACAGUGUUCGUCCUGCGACAGGCACUGUGGGGCCGACGUGGAGCCGACUCUGAUGCAGAGCUGGGAAGACCUGUCCUUCUUGUGUCGGCGAUGCACACACACGAGGAACGGCAAAGGCGCUUACGACUUCGAGGCUGCCCUCUAUAGGAUGCAGGAGGCCCAUGAGAUCUCCAGAGAGGAUGUCGCGGAAACGGCUAGGAGAGAGAGGCUUCUCCUUGAGAACUACAAGGUCGCCCUACCAGACCGCAUCGAGUUCGACCAUGAGUCGUUGCCUGGCACUCCGGAUGAAGUAUCCAUCCACAUUCUGGACGCGAUGGAACCUAUCGUCCUCAUGGACCACUGUCCAGUGUUCGUCCGAGGAGACGGGAACUGUCUGUACAGGGCGGUGUCACGUGCACUGUAUGGUGACGAGAAGAAGCACCUACACAUUCGCCUGUUAACCUGCCUUGAAAUGAUUAAGUUUCCUGAAUUCUACGAUGCCAAUAGUCCAAACUACAAGAACCUAAUCGGCAGCGAUGUUUUCGGGAAACCCAUUUAUUUCCGACUCCUUGCAGAUGCCCUGACACCGCAGGAAUGGGGGGAGACAAUCCACGUAUAUGCCAUCUCUUCCGCACUUCACCUACCUAUUGAAACGUUCUGUCCCCACAUAAAUCGUCCCCACAUGGUAUCUGCACCCCUCUGCAGGAAGGUAUGUGGACGCGAUGUGGACACCACGCAGGACGCAGCGUUCACCCUCAUGUGGACCAUGACCUACGAACCACCCGACUACCGCGACGGCUUUAAGCCAAACCACUUCUGUGUGCUGCACAUGACGGAGCCGUCUCUCGCCAACUUCAUAGAUCUGACUGAUGCGGACCACUCAACCUUUGCCAAAGUCAGCCGUUCAUCUGUCCAUACCGACAGCGAGGACAGCCGCCUCAGUGACAGCGAGUGGCAAAAACUUACCUCUGGACGUGGAACUGUGAGGUCUUCCCGCAAAACACAUCACACAGGUGCGCGUAAAUCGCCCGGCUGGUCACCUGUCCAGACCGACAGCGAGGGCAGCCGCCUCAGUGACAUUGAGUGGCCAAAGCUUACCUCUGGACGUGGAACUGUUGCAUCUUGUAGCAAACCGAGACACGAUUCACGCGAGCGUUAUUCGCGGUCUCCUGGGCCAUCCGCUUCGUCAUCGUCUGAAGCAUCUCCAGUAUCAUCGCCUUCGAGAUCACGCGAGCCAUCGCCGUCUAUGCAUCAUUUAACAACUGACGCUUUGGAUACUGUUGACCCACCUGCAGUGUCACCAACUGAUGUGGCCAGUGCCUGUAUCGACGCUACUGAGAAUGGCAAUGCCAGGAGAGAAGUAGAUUUUUUGCCAUUAGAGGAGGUCGUCCGGAAGCUUUUGGACAGGGACAUCGAGCCUCGCGAAUCGGUACCAAGGGGCAUCAAACAGAAUGUGAGUUAUAUUGUGGACAACUCCCAAAACAUUGCAAAAAGAUCUGGUAACAAUAGAUCAGAAUUCCAUGAUGAUUGUGGAUCGUGGAGUAGUAAAGCAAAUAGUACACCCAAAACACUGUACAUUCGAGAGGAUUCGGGAAGGUUGCGUACUGUCUAUAGGAAGAAUGGGCAAAUCUGCACAAAGCGCCACGAGAACAAGAAAGCUACGUUUGUACCCCUUGUUCCACAACCUCAACCAGAGUCUGUUCUGGAAAUCUUUAGAAAUUAUGCGAAGCUCAGGAAAUCCGAUUCCUAUGAACGAAAGAUCACGUGGAUAGGAAAUUCAGACAGACAAAUUGCAUGUGUUGAGUACAAAGGUAAAUAUCCUGGGGUAGCAUCGCAUGGAAACAGCAAAAGUAACUCUCGGGGGUACAUUCGUACCAAGGGUAGUGUGAUGGAAAAAAUCCGAGAGGGGGUCAAAACAGCACCUCCAAAGUCAGUGUACAAAAACCUUGUGCUGGAAAACCCAAUUCACGAUUCGCCAAGAAACAGUCAACAGGUCCAAAAUAUAAAAUACCUUGAAAAGAAAAAGGACCAGCAGAUCGCUGGUCCUCGAGGAAACUUUGCCGAUCAUCUACAACAUAUAGUCAACACCAUAAACGACCACCCAUUUGUACAAAGUGUAAUAUAUGCAAAACAACAUGAGCCUGUAAUAAUAUUAUAUAUAAAAAAUCAGAUAAACGACAUCAAACGAUUCUGUUGCUCGGGAAAUCUGGCACAUGCAGCAGUAUUAUGUGUCGACAAAACUUUUAACUUAUCAGAUGUUCAUGUAACGGCGACAGUAUUUAAGAACUUAAGUAUCAUCAGUAGGAAAACAGAUGAACACCCUUUGUUCAUAGGACCAAUGUUUCUACAUGGAAAUAGUGACUUUCUCACAUACUCAGCGUUUUUCAGUCAUUUAGCCUCACAGCUAGAAUUUGCAAAGGCCCCAUGCAGCCCUAUUAUCGGUUCAGAUGACGAAAAUGCCAUGCGAAAGGCAAUAAGAGUUGCAUUCCCACGUGGAAAGAAUAUUACUUGCUCCCGACAUCUUCGUAAUAAUGUUAAGGAUCGUCUGCAGAACAAAAUUGGCCUGGACAAACAAGACCGACAGAAAAUUGUUAAAGCCAUGUUUGGUGCACCCGUUGACAAGGUCAAGGGUAUAGCGAGCGCUACUGAUAUUGUAGAAUUUGAAAGACGAGUGCAAGACGCUAGAGCGCUGAUUAGCACUAAAGCGGCAAGCUUUAGCGACCACUUCGAAAACAACAUUCUCCCCGUGAUGAAGAACAAUUUUGAGGUGCAAAAUCAUCCUACUUUUCCAGUUAGUGAGAUACCAUGGACAAAUAAUAACUGCGAAUCUAUCAACCACCAACUAAAGCUAGCCACCGAAUGGAAGCCACGUCCGCUUAUCGACAUAAUGGAAAUUCUUUUCAAAGAAGUUCAAUUGCAAUAUGAGGAAGUCAAGAGAGCAUUUGUCGACAUAGGAGACUACGAAUUGGCACCUGAGUACAAAAAAAAAUUCCGCAAAUCAUUGGAACGAGUGGGAGGGCAUGUCAUCCGAGAGUCGAACCCGACACAUGAACCGGUUCCUUAAGGAGGUCAAGCCACGCGACCAACACAUUGUUUAUUCAACUGACGGCACGUCAUGUGCAUGGAAGUCAACAGCAGGUGGCAAAAAACCAGGACAAAUGAAACGAAAAAGAAUGGCAAAAACUAAAACUCUCCCAAAAAAAAAGAAAAAAAAGUGAGGAUAGAUACACCUGUUCGAUUCCUACGUACUGUGUUCUUUUACGAUGACUAAAGGUUAUGUCAAAUAUAUCUGAUACUUUUUAGAAAGUGAUCAUUGGCUUGACCUCCUUGAGGAACCUGUUCAUGUGUCGGGUUCGACUAUCGGAUGACAUUCCCUCCCACUCUUCAUUUCAUAUUGGUUUAUUUGUUCUGACACACACUUCACGGGACAGGUAGCAGGGUCACUAUGACACCCUGAAUUGUGCUGCCGUGUUACAUCAGUUGUUAAAAACAGGAAACGAUUGUUAAAAACUAGUAUAUGCACAAUUAAGAGUUAUAUAUAUAUUGCUGUGUCUACUUAUCGUUAACGUCAUUUGUAAUAAAACUGUUAAAACACUUACCUAAAAACGAAUAUUGCACUGGUUUACUUAAAAGCAAUGAACGACAGUAAGUGGCCUUUACAGGUAGCUUCACACUGUGUCAUUACGUCAUGAGGGGACAUUGUUUUCGUUCAAUAGUCUUCCAAAUCAAGAUGUGAAGAUCUUCAAAUAAAGAUGUUGAGAUCAUUAUUGUGUGUUCUAAAUGCUGUUUUCGUUUUUUCUGCAUUAUCGUGACACUGUUUUAAUGUUUUCUUUGGGGUUGUUUAACCGUUACGUUGCACUUGAAAAUAUAUUUGUUUAUCUAGAAGUUAGCAAUGUUGGGUGUAGGGCGUUUUUAAAGACCGUCAGUUCUAGUUUGAUGUAGCCUUUUUUCGGUCACCGACCUCUCCUCGGCUGAAUGAAGGAUUUUUCAGCAGCUUCCUAUCAUACGCUGCUUCAUGUUGUAGAGGAUCUAGGAAGAUUUUUAUUUUGAUUAUUUAGCGUAAUCAAGAAUAUGUGGCCUCUGUGAUAAUACUACACGAUCCAUCUCUUGACCGAUUUGUUGCGGCAGUGCAAAUGCGAUAUAUUUUAGCAAGAAAUAUACAUAGACUACACUUUUUUGGUUGCUAGAAAAACAUCACACAUUGCCUACCAGCUGUUAGCAAACCUUUUCUCCAAGCAGAGGUUUCGUCGGGGGAAAGUAGUGACUGCGAUUUCUUAUGGCGGCCACUACCACGUACCCCCCAUUGUAACCUCUGCUUGGAGAGUGAGCCAAGAAAAGGGUUAUUCGUUUAAUAGAUGCCAAGUGGUAAUUAAAAAGUAAUCACUUUAUGGGUUUGCGAGUUGACAAAGCAGUCCCCGUCAGGGAUUGAUCCUAUUCCUACUAUUGUAUUCAUAACAGAGUUGUCAAAUCAAUACUGGUCAACAAAUGAUAUAGCCCAUUAAAUAAGUAGACGAAAAUAAAGUAGAAAUAAUAUGAGAAUAUUUCUAUAGUUGUGUCGAAUUGUUUUCGGUAGUGGUA
Messenger RNA from Branchiostoma floridae (Florida lancelet), 4613 nucleotides. RefSeq lists its product as uncharacterized. The transcript is spliced from 4 exons. Bases 1 to 3099 code for a protein of 1032 amino acids. Gene Ontology annotation, molecular function: cysteine-type deubiquitinase activity. The record is from RefSeq and is a predicted model, not a curated record. Gene Ontology annotation, biological process: protein deubiquitination. NCBI's taxonomy places the organism in Eukaryota, Metazoa, Chordata, Leptocardii, Amphioxiformes, Branchiostomatidae.